Molecule: messenger RNA, 1334 nt
Organism: Cynoglossus semilaevis (tongue sole)
Lineage: Eukaryota; Metazoa; Chordata; Actinopteri; Pleuronectiformes; Cynoglossidae
Gene: gosr1
Product: golgi SNAP receptor complex member 1
Exons: 10
Coding region: 77-859 (260 amino acids)
Biological process (GO): endoplasmic reticulum to Golgi vesicle-mediated transport; vesicle fusion; inter-Golgi cisterna vesicle-mediated transport
Cellular component (GO): SNARE complex; cis-Golgi network; Golgi membrane
Molecular function (GO): SNAP receptor activity
Source: RefSeq, a predicted model, not a curated record
AUUUUACGUCAUCUUUUACAGCAAAGUCUUUCCGGACACGUGACACGGAAGUGGGUGACGUUGCAGGACAACAAAGAUGGCAGGAAUAGGAAGCAGCAGCUAUUGGGAAGGUGGAAUGAUGUGGAAUGAGUCACACAAGAGGUCAGAUCUGCGAAAGCAGGCGAGACAGUUGGAAAAUGAACUUGACCUGAAAUUGGUCUCCUUCAGUAAACUGUGCACCAGCUACAGCAGCUCCAGGGAUGGACGUCGAGGAGAAACGUCAGACACGACUCCACUGCUUAACAACUCCACACAGGACAGGAUGUUUGACACCAUGUCAGUGGAGAUCGAACAAUUACUGGCAAAAUUGACUGCAGUAAAUGACAAGAUGGCCGAGUACACCAAUGGGCCGGGGACGGCUACAAUCAAUGCUGCACUUAUGCACACACUUCAGAGACACAGAGACAUCCUGCAGGAUUACACACAUGAGUUCCACAAAACCAAAAACAAUUUUAUGGCCAUAAGGGAGAGAGAAGAUCUUCUAGGAUCUGUGAGGAAAGACAUUGAGACAUACAAGAGCGGCUCCGGGGUCAACAACAGAAGAACAGAGCUUUUCCUGAAGGAGCACGAACAUCUGAGGAACUCAGACCGACUGAUGGAUGACACAAUAAGUAUUGCCAUGGCGACCAAGGAGAACAUGACCUCCCAAAGGGGGUUGCUGAAGUCGAUACAGAGCAGGGUCAACACACUGGCCAACCGUUUCCCCGCCAUCAACAAUCUCAUCCAAAGAGUCAACCUGAGAAAGCGACGGGACUCCCUCAUCCUGGGCUCAGUGAUCGGUGUCUGCACCAUUCUCCUCCUCCUCUACGCUUUUCACUGAAAGACACCGAGGCUUUGCAGCAGCAUCAGGCGUGCGGUGGAUAUUAUGGAAGACUACGGUGAAUGAGCUGAGUGUAAGGAAGGAGCCCGGAUGUGGAAGGACUUUGUCUUUGUCCAGCAUGAACCUCCUGAACUUGUAUUUAACAGUGGGACGAACAGGAACAGCUGGUGGUUGGGAGCUCUUCAGCCAUGAAGGAAACGGAGACCAAAAGUAAAUACCAGAGCAGGUUUUUAAAAACAAAUAUAUUGAUAACUUACCGGGAGACAACAAAUCGAUCCGUGGAGAGACUGUGAUGCUUCGUUCUUUUCACAGGUGGAAGUUUCUUAGUUGAAUGGUCCUUUUUAAUCUCUAAAUUCUGGGCUGUACAAUGUGAAUUAAUAAAUUAUUCAUAAAAUGUGCAGACAGAGUGUGUAACGCUAGUACAUACAGAUCUCCUAAUACAUUAUUUUAUUCUAAAAUAAAUGAGUAAAGCUGA